This is a messenger RNA of Aspergillus chevalieri, 483 nucleotides long. Its product is annotated as CXXC motif containing zinc binding protein. The record is from RefSeq and is a predicted model, not a curated record. NCBI's taxonomy places the organism in Eukaryota, Fungi, Ascomycota, Eurotiomycetes, Eurotiales, Aspergillaceae. The transcript is spliced from 5 exons. Bases 1 to 483 code for a protein of 160 amino acids. Gene Ontology annotation, molecular function: zinc ion binding.
AUGUUGUCACUCGUGCUUUCCGCAGAGUUAUCAGGAGUCAACCUACUCCGCCCUCAGGACACAGAGGAUAACCCUUAUUUCUACACGUUCAAGGUACAAUGUACGUCGUGUCGAGAAGUGCAUCCGAACUUUAUCAGUUUCACGCGGUUUGAACAGCAUGAAAUCCCCGGAAGUCGCGGAGAAGCCAACUUUGUGUGGAAAUGCAAGCUGUGUCAGAAAACACACUCUGCCACCGUAACAACCGGCCCGAACGCAUACGAAGCCGACGAAAAGCGCAAAGGCCAGAAAAUUAUCGAUCUCGACUGUCGGGGACUGGAGUUUGUCGAGUUUAAGCCGGAUGGCGAAUGGGAAGCCAAAGGAACCGAGUCGUCGACGCCGUUUACCGGGAUUGAUCUGUCGGAUGGGGAGUGGUAUGAUUACGAUGAGAAAGCGGGGGAUGAGGUUUCCGUUAAGGAGGUUAAUUGGGAUAUUAUGAAGGCGUAA